AUGAAUACUGCACUCCGACUACGAUUCUCCGUCUACGCCCAAAGGGGUUUGACGAGAGAUUUGAUAGCCAGGAGAUCGAUUCACUCUUCGUUCCUUGUGGCGAAGGAUUAUCCUGCGCAUACUCUCCUGCCGAUGCCUGCUUUGAGUCCAACCAUGGAAAGCGGGACUAUUGCUGAAUGGGGGCUACAAGAGGGAGACUCGUUUUCUGCUGGAAGUGUGUUCUGCUCUGUAGAGACUGACAAGGCCACGAUGGAUUUUGAGUCACAGGAUGAUGGAUUCUUGGCAAAGAUAUUGCGAGAAGGAUCUGGAGCUGUCGACAUUCCUGUUGGCGCACCUAUCGCAGUCGUUGUGGAAGAAGAGGAGGACAUUGGUGCUUUCUCAGACUAUGUGCUGGAAGCUGAAGUCCCUGUCACAGCCGCACCUGAAGCUGGUGAAUCUAAGGCACCGGACACUUCAUCGUCGACUCCAGCGCCUGUUGGAAGAGAAGUAUCUACCGAGCAUGUUUUGCUCCCAUCGGCUCGCUUUUUGGCUGAAUCAAAAGGAUUGGACGCGACUGGUUUGCCUGGGUCCGGAAAGGGAGGCCGGGUUACAAAGGGUGAUGUUUUGGCCGCCAUUGCCAGUGGAACUUUCAUGCCCCCAUUAGCGAAGGAGUCAGCAGCACCAGUCCAGGCAGCUUCUGCUAUGCAACCUGCUGCCGCGACUCCAGGAGCACCUUUUACCGAUCUGGAGAUUCCACCGGUUGACACGAUGGGUACUUUUGAGGAUGUUGCUAACAACAACAUGCGAAAGGUUAUUGCGCGAAGACUUACUGAGAGCAAGAGAGAGGUUCCCCACUUCUAUACUUCUAUGGAAGUUGAAUUGGACGACGUCCUGAAGCUCAGGAAACAACUCGUAGCAGAUCAUGAUGUGAAGGUAUCUGUCAACGACGUCAUUAUCCGCUGUUGUUCGUUGGCACUCCGAGACGUCCCAGAAGUGAAUGGCACUUACGACCCAAAAACCGACGCUAUAAAGCUACAGAAUUCUAUUGACAUCAGUAUAGCUGUAGCAACGCCAGCUGGAUUGAUCACACCGAUCGUUCCCAACACAGACAAACUUGGCCUUUCUGAGAUCACCGACAAAGUUCGCGAUCUUGCAGGACGAGCAAGGGAGGGAAAACUUGCACCAGAAGAAUAUCAAGGUGGAACAUUCUGCGUCAGCAAUCUUGGUAUGUUUGGCAUUGAUGAGUUCUCGGCCGUUAUCAAUCCACCGCAAGCAGCAAUUUUGGCCGUCGGAGGCGGAUCUCGCCGUGUGGUUCCUACACCAUACAUUGACGGAGCUGAAGAACAGGCUAAACCAUCCAUCAAGACUAUCAUGACUGCACGACUGAGCGCAGACAGGCGAGUUGUUGAUGAGGCAACAGCUUCCUUGUUCAUGUCAGCCUUCAAGCACUACAUUAGCAAACCAGAGCUGUUGCUUCUGUAA
Molecule: messenger RNA, 1461 nt
Organism: Cylindrotheca closterium
Lineage: Eukaryota; Bacillariophyta; Bacillariophyceae; Bacillariales; Bacillariaceae
Source: the annotation of a GenBank genome assembly